Messenger RNA from Closterium sp. NIES-65, 1887 nucleotides. NCBI's taxonomy places the organism in Eukaryota, Viridiplantae, Streptophyta, Zygnematophyceae, Desmidiales, Closteriaceae. The record is from the annotation of a GenBank genome assembly.
AUGUGGCGGGUGGCGUGUCGCGAGGCGCGCAAGCAGGUCGCGUCGCUGACCCAUGGGCCUGCGUGUCGCGGCGCGCACGGCGCGCCCGCACCGGGCGGUCCUUAUCCGCUGCAUUCCCUCGCGCACGCCGCCCCGCCCACCGCCGCCACGCCGCAUCACGCGCGCCUCAUCCCGUCGCUCGUCGUCGCUCACGGCCCCGCAUCCCUCGCCACCAACGCGAAGCGCAUCGGCGCAUGGCGGCACGCGUCGCCCCUCGCGCUCACGCUCACCUCCCCCUCGCUCUCCGCUCUCCGCUCCGCCCUCACGCAUUCCUCCGCCAGCCUCUCUUCCGCCACCCUCUCCGCCGCCGCCUCUCUGCCCGCCGCCGCCCGCGCGAGCCUCGCCGUCCCCGCGGCAGGCGCGGCGGCAGGGCGGGCGGCAGGCGUGAGCGUGUGGAAGCACUACGGGCGGUGCUACUACGAGCUCAGCAAGACGCGGCUCAGCCUGCUGGUGGUGGCAACAGCGGCAGCGGGGUUUGUGAUGGGCAGUGACGACCGCGUUGACUGGGCAGGACUUGGAUGGACCUCGCUUGGAACCUUCCUGGCAGCUGCCUCCGCCAACACGUGGAACCAGGUGUACGAGGUGGCGAAUGACGCACUAAUGAAGCGCACGCGGGGGAGGCCCCUCCCGGCAGGGCGCAUGACCCGGCAGCACGCCAUCGCAUGGGGGCUGCUCACCGGGGCCAGCGGCCUCGCCAUCCUCGCAACCCAGACCAACAGCAUGACGGCAGGCCUGGGAGCGGCCAACAUAGCACUGUACGCGGGGGUGUACACGCCUCUCAAGCAGCUGCACAUCGCCAACACGUGGGUGGGCGCUGUCGUCGGAGCCAUCCCGCCUCUCAUGGGUUGGGCGGCGGCGAGUGGGGGGUUAGACGCGGGGGCAGCAGUGCUGGCAGGAGCGCUGUACCUGUGGCAGAUGCCGCACUUCCUUGCUCUCGCCUGGCUCUGCCGCAAGGACUAUGCUGCUGGGGGCUACCGCAUGCUGUCUCUGGCGGACCCCACGGGGCGGCGCACAGCGGCAGCAGCGCUGCGCAACUGCUGCUACAUGCUGCCACUGGGACUCGCUGCCGUCUCCCGUGCGCCCUCCCCGCCCUCCCCGCCCUCCCCACCGUCCCUACCCCUCCACCCAUUCAUGCCAUGCUCUCAAUACCUCAGAUGCUCAUGCCUCACCCAUCUCAUCCCUCACCCAUCUCAUCCCUCACCCAUCUCAUCCCUCACCCAUCUCAUCCCUCACCCAUCUCAUCCCUCACCCAUCUCAUCCCUCACCCAUCUCAUCCCUCACCCAUCUCAUCCCUUGACCUUCUCACUCCAUACCUCCUUCCCUCCGCUCACCCCCACCUCGUUCCCCCCUUCCCUCACAGUGGGGUGCACGACAGCGCCGUUCCUAUGGGAGAACGUGCUGCUAACGGGGGCGUUCACAGCAGCGGCAGUGCCCUUCUAUCGCAGCCCCUCGUCAGCAUCAGCCAGGCAGCUGUUCCGCGCCAGCCUGCUCUUCCUGCCCGCCCUCAUGGCCGCCAUGCUGCUGCACCGCCUCCCCCACCACCCCCUCCCCGCCCAUGCUCUCUCCCCCGCCCCCGCGCCCACACUCACCCAUGCGCCGCUUCCCUCCCACGCUCCUGCAGUGAUGGCAGGUGCAGGCGAGAGUGGGGUAGGGGGAGCAACAGCGGGAGAGCAGGGGGCGAGGGAGGAGGUGGAGCAGAAGGCAUGGGGGGAGGCCGGGGCGAGGAGGGCAUGGGAGGCAGCAGGGAGUGGCGAGAGGGGUGAGAGCAGGAGGAGGGCGAGUCUCCCCCCGGUGGCGUAUUACUCGGCUGCUCCCUUUCCCUUCCUCCCCGUGCCCCACUACGCAUGA